Molecule: messenger RNA, 6140 nt
Organism: Colius striatus (speckled mousebird)
Lineage: Eukaryota; Metazoa; Chordata; Aves; Coliiformes; Coliidae
Gene: GALNT13
Product: polypeptide N-acetylgalactosaminyltransferase 13
Exons: 13
Coding region: 508-2178 (556 amino acids)
Cellular component (GO): Golgi apparatus
Source: RefSeq, a predicted model, not a curated record
UCGCCCGCUGCGGGGACACCCACCUCGUCGCAUCCCUGCUCCGCCGGGCCGAGCCCCAAGUAUCGCGGGAGCCGGGCGCUGCCUGCGCCGCCGCAGCUAUCGGCGGAGGAGAGGCAGCGGCUGGCGGGCGGGCAGCGAGCCGGCGAAGCGGAGCGGCGUCCCGGGGCUGCCGUCCCGCUCUCCGCCUGGGCUCGGCGGCCAUGAGGAGGAGGAGGGCGGCGGCGCCGCGCUCUGCCCCGGGCGGGCGGCGGCGCUGCUGAGCGCGAGGCGCUGCGGUGGUGCUCGGCGUCCCGCCGCAGGCGCUGGGGCAGCCGUCCAGCGGUCUGGUGCUGAGGCACUGCUUUGGAGGCAUGGCUGAGGCUGAGCUCCCACUCUUCCCGUGGAAUGCAGCUCAUAACGUGGGAUGCUUGUCUUUGCUUCCACGUUGGAUUUUAACUGUGGGAGUUUGAUACCAUCUCAGCAGCUGCUGUCUUUCCUCAGCGUUGGAGCUAGAAACUGAGUAAAGCAAUGAGGAGAUUUGUUUACUGCAAGGUGGUUCUGGCCACUUCUCUCAUGUGGGUGCUUGUGGACGUCUUUUUACUUCUGUACUUUAGUGAAUGUAAUAAAUGUGAUGACAAGAAGGAGAGAUCUCUGCUGCCCGCUCUGAGGGCUGUUAUUUCUCGAAACCAAGAAGGACCUGGAGAGAUGGGAAAGGCUGUGCUCAUCCCAAAGGAUAACCAGGAGAAGAUGAAAGAGCUCUUUAAAAUCAACCAGUUUAACCUUAUGGCCAGUGACUUGAUUGCCCUGAACAGAAGUUUGCCUGACGUGAGACUGGACGGGUGCAAGACCAAAGUGUACCCCGACGAGCUGCCCAACACCAGCGUGGUGAUCGUGUUCCACAACGAGGCGUGGAGCACGCUGCUGCGGACGGUGUACAGCGUCAUCAACCGCUCCCCGCGCCGCCUGCUCGCCGAGAUCGUCCUGGUGGACGACGCCAGCGAGAGAGAGUUUUUGAAGGCCUCGCUAGAGAAUUACGUGAGGAGCCUGGAGGUGUCGAUCCGGAUCAUCCGCAUGGAGCAGCGGUCGGGGCUGAUCCGCGCGCGGCUGCGCGGGGCGGCCGCCUCCACGGGGCAGGUCAUCACCUUCCUGGACGCGCACUGCGAGUGCACCCGGGGCUGGCUCGAGCCCCUGCUCGCCCGCAUCAAGGAGGACAGGAAAACUGUUGUCUGCCCAAUCAUCGACGUGAUCAGCGAUGACACGUUUGAAUACAUGGCAGGAUCAGAUAUGACCUACGGAGGGUUUAACUGGAAGCUCAACUUUCGCUGGUAUCCCGUUCCCCAGAGAGAGAUGGACAGGAGGAAAGGAGACAGGACCUUGCCUGUGAGGACCCCUACUAUGGCUGGUGGCCUAUUUUCUAUUGACAGAAACUACUUUGAAGAGAUAGGAACUUACGAUGCAGGAAUGGAUAUCUGGGGUGGCGAGAAUCUUGAAAUGUCUUUUAGGAUCUGGCAGUGUGGGGGCUCCCUGGAGAUCGUCACCUGCUCACACGUUGGCCACGUUUUCCGGAAGGCAACGCCUUACACCUUCCCUGGGGGCACCGGGCACGUCAUCAACAAGAACAACAGGAGACUGGCAGAGGUCUGGAUGGAUGAGUUUAAGGACUUCUUCUAUAUCAUAUCUCCAGGUGUGGUGAAGGUGGAUUACGGCGACGUGUCCGUCAGGAAGGCGCUGCGGGAGAGCCUGAAGUGUAAACCCUUCUCGUGGUACCUGGAGAACAUCUACCCCGACUCCCAGAUCCCGCGCCGCUACUUCUCCCUCGGAGAGAUCAGGAACGUUGAGACCAACCAGUGUUUAGACAACAUGGGCCGCAAGGAGAACGAGAAAGUGGGCAUUUUCAACUGCCAUGGCAUGGGAGGAAAUCAGGUGUUCUCUUACACUGCUGACAAAGAGAUCCGCACAGACGACCUGUGCCUGGAUGUGUCGCGGCUCAACGGCCCCAUCAUCAUGCUCAAGUGCCACCACAUGAGAGGGAACCAGCUCUGGGAGUACGAUGCUGAGAAGCUCACCCUGAGGCACGUCAACAGCAACCAGUGUCUGGACGAGCCGUCAGAGGAGGACAAGAUGGUCCCCAGCAUGCGGGACUGCGGCGGGAGCCGCUCCCAGCAGUGGCUGCUGCGCAACAUGACGCUGGCGGCCUGACUCCAGCACAGACCUGCUGCCUCCCAGCGCCUCUCCUCCUCCUCCUCCUCCCUGCUCCUUCCUCAGGCCACUGCUGCCGAAGCUGUCUCCAAAACCCAGCCAUCAGGGGAAGUCCUGGGGGGGUUUCCCUGGUGCAGCAGGUCUCCCCGUGCCCCUUGGAACGCUGUGGCUCUUCAGAAGCAGCUCGCCCGAGGCUGGCUGCUGCAGAAGGUGCUGUUAUCGACACAAAGGUCCUCAAAAGUGGUUCCAGAGAAACCUCUAUGAACCCCUGUGGCACAGAGGGUGUUUUCUGUGUGUCUCACACCACUGCAGGCAAGUGACCCGAUAUGAAAUGCCUUAUGCCACUGGCUGGCACUGGGAACCGUGCUGGCAGCUGGCUCCUGAGCUGGACGUGUUGGGGCUUCCUUGACAGCACAGGGGGACGUUUGCUGUUCUCUCACACCAAGAGGGACUCAGUGAAGUCACCAGACAGAGCAGAAGCCUCGUGCUUUGUGCCAGGAAAAAAGGAUUGUGUUCCAAUGUACAGAAAAGCAGCAAAACUGGCAAAGGCUGUGCUCAGAAAUGGGGAUGAACUGAGGCAACAGCAAAGGGCACAGGAGCAACGUGAAGGAGGAGUGACACACGUGGGUAACUCAAACCAGAGCAGACAGAAACAGCUGGGGCUGACUCCUGGGGAACUGCAAGGGGGGUUGCAGGUGAAGGUACCAAAACCAGAGACCACUGGAGAAUGAGGGUUGGCCUCACCUCAAUCCCCAGCUGACUCAGUACAUACCUGCAUCCUCCACACAGCUUCAUCUGUGGAUGCUCUGUGUGCAGAGGGUGAGGCUGGAUCUGAGCGCUGGCUCCGGGCUGUUCUUGCUCCUGUAGUGACAACAGAUGCUUGUUUAUACUUGUAAUGAUUCUGUGGCUGGGUGCUUUUGUUGAUGUGGUUACUGAGGAGGUGCUGUGCCAGCUCUGGGGAAGGACCCUCCACACACAGGUGACCCCAGCAGCACACCCUCCCCAAUAUGCACCAUCUCUUGCACGCUGGGCUGGGUUUGGGCAGUAGUCUGCAACUCCCCGUUGCCUCAGAGGGUUCAGAGAGGCUCAAAUCCCAGGGCAGGAGCCACAGCAUGGGUAAGGGGUGAAAUGGUUUCCCUUUCUUUCACUCCCAGUUCCUCAAAGGGUCUGUUAAUGCACUGGGUCAUUGAAAAGUGCAGCAUUUUCUGUAUAAUGCUCUGGUUGUUAUGGAUUAAUAGUGUCAUAUAUGUACCUAUUAUAAAUUUAUAGGUCAUCCAUAUUUUCUUGAUACACAUCAUUAAAUGAGAACUUAGAAGAGUGUUAAAUUGGCAAAGUGGUUGCUGUGUGUGCACAGGAGCCAGAGGAUCACGGAUUAACACAGGCUGGGAGCUCGCCUGGCCCAGCCUCCCUGCUCAGAGCAGGGUCAAGCACUGCCUUCUGAUCUCCAGAUUGACACCAAAUGACACAGGAGCCAGCAAAGCAGGAGAAGGCUGCAGUUCUGCUUCAUGGAAAGAGCAUGCAAACAUCCCAGAGGAACUGAAAUACUGAUCUCCACACAGAAGAAACCCCCAUAGUGAGUUCUUUCUUCAUCUCUUUUCCAAGGGCUUUUGCCACAUGAACAGCCACUCGUGCUGGGGGGUCACGGAUCCAGGCACUCGGCUUCUCCAGAGGGAAAUGUGGAAGGUCCUGCAGCACCCAGGAGCAUUAGAGGGCAGCUGGAGGUGCCAUCUCUUCUGGAUGCUCCUGUGUGUCACCCAGCAGCCCUGGCUGCCAAGGUGAAGGCUGCCCAGUCUCCUGCACCGCCCCGUGCACAGCACGAGGGUUUCUUGGUGGUGUAGCUGGAGGGUGAUGGCAGGGUGCAGCUGCCUGGGCUGGAGCUGCAGGCUCAAAGAUAAAGAAUGGUUUUCUCCUUAGAAUUACUGUAAAGGCUAAUAUUCUUGUGAAUAUUAAUCAACAUGGACUAAGGGAGCAGCUUGCAGUGUUUGGCUGUGGUCAGUGCCUGCACUGCUCUGUCCCUGCUGGGGCAAAAAAGAGAAGGGAAAUGCCUCUGGCUUGGAUUUCACUUACUUAGGAGCAAGUACACACGUGUCUGAGGGCCAGAGCAGAGGUGUAGCUGUGGGUCUGCAUGCCAGAGGAUGGCCUGACAUCUAGAGAUCAGGCUCAGGCCAAGAAGAACCUGCUCAACUCCAGUCACAGUGAGUAUUUCCAUGGGCUUUGAGGGGCUGGCUCCUGGGUUUGCCCCCUGGGUAAGGAUGCUGAGCCCCCUGCCACUCCUUGCAGAGGAAUGCCACCAGAGCUGCGUUCACAGAGCCCGAGGUGGUGAUGGAGAAGGUGCCUUCAGCACUCAUGUGGCAUCAGAGGUGGUAAACCAUGGGGUUCAAGGGAAUGGAUGUACGUUCCUGUGCCUGGGCUCCAGCCCUUGCUCCUGCCACUGGCUUCUGGUGUUGCCUUGGCAAGUGAUUUGGGCCACAGGCAAUUCAAGCAGCUCGUUUGGCUGAGUGUCUGAAGUUCAGUUGCCUGUGAACAGACCAGAGCCGAGAAACAUCAGUCUCUCUUCUUUUCCCCACGUGUAAAAUGUCUCAGAAAGGUGUCCUGAGUCUUCACUUCUCUUUGCACAACGUGUUUAAAGCAUGGAGAAGCCUACAAAUGCUGGAUUUGUAUUGUUUUCACUGGAAAAGCUUUGCUGGUUCUCAUGUAUUCCCAGCCUGGCUUUGGUGAAGUGAGAGGAAGCUGUGAUGCUGUCUGGCAUCUGCACAGGGAGCGUUUGGGAGAGUAAGGGGAACCCUGAAGCCUGUAAAAAGCCUCUCUCAUCUCCUGGCUUCUUCCUGUGAUCCACAGAGGUGGGGGAACCCAGGUACAGCCCCAGAACUUGAAGCAGGGCUUUGGAUCAGUCGACCUCAGUGGGAUUCUCUGCUGAUGUGUGUUUCCCAGGUGCUGAUUGGUUGCACUCUAAUCUGAAAAGCUGCAGAAUUCUGUCUUCUAGGUUGAAAGCAGAGAUUUCAUCAUCUGAUGCCACAGCUUUAGGUUGAGUCACCUGUGGGGGUGCUGGGCAGAGCCUCACAAGAGGCGAUUCUCAGGAGGUCAGAGCUGUUAAACAGGCUGGAACAGUCUGGGGAGGUAAAAGGAAGUUGGGACAGUUUGGGGAGACAAAAAGGAGCUGGGACAAUUUGGGGAGAUGGAAAGGAGCUGGAGCAAUUUGGGGAGAGAAAAAGGAGUUGGGACAAUUUGGGGAGGUGGAAAGGAGCUGGAGCAAUUUGGGGAGAGAAAAAGGAGCUGGGACAAUUUGGGGAGGUGGAAAGGAGCUGGGACAGUUUGGGGAGAUGGACAGGAGUUGGGACAAUCUGGGGAGAUGGAAAGGAGCUGGGACAGUUUGGGGAGAUGGACAGGAGUUGGGACAAUCUGAGGAGAUGGAAAGGAGCUGGGCAGUGCUGGUGAAAGCCACAGCCUGCCUGUGAUCCUUUGUAUUAUUUCUGGGGAGCUGCUGCCCUGCCCAUGGCUAAUGCAGCUGGUGAGACUACAGCACAGAUAACCUGCUGCUAACUGUGAGCUCCUGCCUGCCCCUCAGCAUUGGGUGAUCACCAGCUGUGUGUUUGAAGGCUUCUGUGGCUCCCCAUGCCACCAACACUCAGCCACAGCCGCUGCUCCCGUAGUGGCAGAUCAACCCCUGGUUUGGUUUAUGUGGUCACUUGUUCCCUGCAGGCAGGUGCUGAGGGCAGCUCAGGAAGCUGAAAAGGCCACAGUUCUCUGAGAUAACACAGAGCUUGUGUGAGAAGUGCUGGAGCUCUGCUUUCUGAAGCAGGCAGGGGAAAGGUGCUGGUGGCUCAGAGGCUGCACUUGCAAAGGCUCCAAGGAGCACAAGGUUUAAGUCACAGGUACACAAGUAGUUUGUGGGUAAAGGCUGCCAGGCUGUAGGCGUGGUGAUGGUUAUGGAAUGGUGUGGUGAUGGUUAUGGAAUGGUGUGC